Budorcas taxicolor (takin) is the source of this 2982-nucleotide messenger RNA. RefSeq names its product transmembrane channel like 5 (gene TMC5). The record is from RefSeq and is a predicted model, not a curated record. The transcript is spliced from 20 exons. The coding region runs from base 1 to 2982 and encodes 993 amino acids. Gene Ontology annotation, molecular function: mechanosensitive monoatomic ion channel activity. Gene Ontology annotation, cellular component: plasma membrane. Lineage: Eukaryota; Metazoa; Chordata; Mammalia; Artiodactyla; Bovidae.
AUGUCUGCCUACAGGAAUAGUGCUUAUGAGGAAGACCCAGAUUACCCUGACUAUUCUGGGUUUCGAAACCAUUCUCAGGGGUAUUUGAAAACUCCAGGUCCUCUGAACAACUCAGAUGAACCCAGCACCAGGAGCAGCCCAUACCCAGCAGAGUCCAGAACAAGUCGAGACUAUCUUGGGUCUCUAGCAGAACCAGAUUAUCCUGGAUCUCAGAGUAAUCCAGACUAUGCUGGCACCAGGAGCCAUCCAUACUCUGCAGGGACAGACUAUCCCAGACCUUUGGCAGAACCAGAGUAUAUUGGAUCUCAGAGGAAUCCAUACCAGCCAGGCUCACCUGGAGAGCCAGACUACUCUCAGUCUCAACGAAAUCCUGAUUUUCCUGGUUCCGAAGGCAGUGGAAACUACACAGGCCGCAGAAUAAAUCAAGAUUAUCUCGACUCCGCGGGAGAACCAGACUACCCUGGAGCUGAGGAAAACUUGAACUCUUCUGGCCCCAGAGCCAGUUCAAACCAUCCAGGCUCCAGAAGGAAUCUGGAACAUGCUAGCCCCAGAGUCAAGGCAUACAUAGACUCUCUGGGAGAGCCUGAUUAUCCAGGUGCUGAAAGUCAAUCUAACCAUCCACACUCUUUUGGAGAACCAGACUAUCCGGGUGCUGAGGACCAUCGGAACUCUCCAGACUUUUGGGGAGAGCCUGAUUACCCAGGUGCUGAGAAUGGUCGUGAUUAUGGCUCUUCAGAGGACCCGGAAAUGGCCAGGCAAAUGCUCAGCAGAACAUCUUCACUCCAGCCCCCGUAUCACCAUGAGGGUGUCAGCCCCUUGGGCACCCUUGGGAGAGAAGAUGUUGAUUAUCCUGAAAGCAUUGAAAUGCAAUCUGUGGAGAUGGCAAACCCAUAUCCAGGUGCUCCUGGCAAUGGCUAUGUGAAUCCUGCUUAUGUGGGUGAUGAAGGUCCCGGCCCAGCUUAUGGAGACCCACCCUUGUCUGGACAUAAUUGGCUCACUUCGCCCCAAGGACAAAAGUUAAUUGAGUCUCUGAUACCCAUGACAUCUAGAGACAGAAUUAAAGCCAUUAGGAAUCAGCCAAGGACCAUGGAAGAAAAAAGGAACCUUAGGAAAAUGGUUGACAAAGAGAAAAGUAAGCAGUCCCGUCGAAUCCUGGAGCUCAACUGCUGUGCUCAGCGCCUGAACUCCAUUUCACUGGCAUACCGAAGGUUCAAGAACAACCUGUCGGAACUGCUCAGUUCCAUCAGCCUGUGGCAGAAGACGCUCAAGGUCAUCGGAGGCAAGUUCGGCACCAGCGUCCUCUCCUAUUUCAACUUUCUGAAGUGGCUUUUGAAGUUCAACAUCUUCUCGUUCAUUGUGACCUUCAGUUUCAUCAUAAUCCCUCAGCUAACUGUGAUGGAGAAGAACCACCUCCAAUUCACUGGACUGGAAUUUUUAACCGGGGCGGGUUAUUUUACUAACACAGUGAUGUACUAUGGCUUUUACACCAAUUCUACGAUCCAGCAUGGCAGCAGCGGGGCCUCGUACAACAUGCAGCUGGCCUAUAUCUUCACAAUCGGAGGGUGUUUGGUCAUCUGCUUUUUUAGUUUGCUCUUCAGUAUGGCCAGGAAUUUCCGGAAAAACUUCAUUAACCCCCACAUUUACUCCAGAGGGAUCGCCAAGCUCAUUUUUUGCUGGGACUUCACUGUCACUCAUGAAAGUGCAGUAAAGCUGAAACAGAAGAAUCUGAGCACUGAAAUCAGGGAGAACCUGUCAGAAAUCCGUCAGGAGAACGUCAAGUUAGCAUUCAGUCAGCAGUUUAUCCGCUUCUCUGCCCACGUGGCAGCCUGGGUUGUCUCUUCCGGAGCGGCCAUCACCUGCUGUGUAGCCGUUUAUUACCUGGCUGACAACAAUUUACAGUUCCUGGCAAAGCACAGUAACCCUGGGGCGGUGCUCUUACUGCCUUUUGUCGUGUCCUGCAUCAACCUGGCCGUGCCUCGCUUCUACUCCAUGUUCAGGCUGGUGGAGCGCUAUGAAACGCCGAGGCACGAGGUCUAUACCUUCCUGAUCCGAAAUAUCUUUCUGAAAAUAUCAAUCAUUGGAAUUUUGUGUUACUAUUGGCUCAACAUUGUGGCCCUGGAUAGUGAAGAGUGUUGGGAAACCCUCAUUGGCCAAGAAAUCUACCGGCUCCUUCUGAUGGAUUUUGUGUUCUCUUUAGCUGAUUCCUUCCUGGGGGAGUUCCUGAGAAGAAUCAUUGGGAUGUGGCUGAUCACAAGUAUUGGCUUACAGGAGUUUGAUAUUGCCAGAAAUGUGUUAGAACUCAUUUAUGCACAAACUCUGGUGUGGAUUGGAACCUUCUUCUGUCCUCUGCUGCCCUUUAUCCAAAUGAUUACUCUUUUCAUCAUGUUUUACGUCAAAAAUAUCAGCCUGAUGAUGAAUUUCCAGCCUCCGAGCAAAGCAUGGCGGGCCUCGCAGAUGAUGACUUUCUUCAUCUUUCUGCUUUUCUUCCCAUCCUUCACUGGGGUCCUGUGCACCUUGGCCAUCACCAUCUGGAGAUUGAAACCUUCAGCUGAUUGUGGUCCAUUUCGAGGUCUGACCUUCUUCAUUGAGUCCAUCUACAGCUGGAUCAACACCCUGAAUAACAUGUCCAGCUACCUGUGGGUUGUUUGGAUCUACCAGAACCUCAUCGGGAGCGUGCACUUCUUCUUCAUCCUCACCCUCAUUGUCUUAAUCAUCACUUACCUUUACUGGCAGAUCACAGAGGGAAGGAAGAUUAUGAUAAGACUGCUCCAUGAACAGAUCAUUAAUGAGGGCAAAGACAAAAUGUUCCUGAUAGAUAAGUUGAUCAAGCUGCAAGGUAUGGAGAAGAGAGCAAACCCCACCUUAUUUACACUGGAAAGAAGAGAUUCGGAGCAAUGGGGCCCUCUGCAUGUCAGGCAACAUGAUGCUGCUCGAGAUCUGAGAUUCAGGCAAUCAUUUCAAGAAGAUAAUCCAAAGGCCUGA